AUGGCCGCCUUGGCCGACGCACGGGCGCUCAUGACACAGAAGGCGGAGGCGCACGAGGCCGACAAGUGCGCCAACCGUUCCCACAUAUUCGAGGCGAAGCAGACCUUCGUGAAGCUCACCUCGGGGCUGAUGUCGAUGGAGCGGAAGUGCAAGACUGCCGCCGAGGUGGUCGCCAGGAAGCACGCGCAGGCCGCGAAGAGCGCGGCCGAGCAGGUGCUGCAGGAGCUCCGGGCCGCGCUGCGGCGCAGCGGCUGCACCGUCGACGGCCUCUUCGAGGACCACGCGGCGGCCGGCGCGCUGGAGUUGAGCGACGCGCAGCUGGGCGAGCUGGUCCGGUCCCUGCCGGGCCACGGCGUGGACCCCGAGAGGGGCGCGCAGGCCUUGCGGGUCGGGCUGCCGAGCGGCCGCGGCACCAGCAGGACCCAGCUCGGGGAGUGCCUGCAGGAGUUCGCGAGCUGCGCCCGGAGAGUGUCGCCCUCACAGACGACCGCGAGACGGACGCGAACGACAAAGGCCUGA
This is a messenger RNA of Prorocentrum cordatum, 519 nucleotides long. The record is from the annotation of a GenBank genome assembly. NCBI's taxonomy places the organism in Eukaryota, Dinophyceae, Prorocentrales, Prorocentraceae.